GGGCGGGCCGCUUGGUUUGUUAAUGAGUUCGAGAAAGCCGCGGCGCGGCCCACCAGGUUCCAAAACAAGGAAAUGAAGGGGGGAGGCGGGACUGUGGGUGCCUGCGGGAGCCUCCGCCGCCACCGCGGAGGAGGAGGAGGCGGAGGAGGUGGCUGCCUCGGCCGCCGAGGAGUCCCUUGCUGAAGGCAGACCGCGGAGCGGCGGGCGGCGCGCGCGCGCCCGAGCGGCGGCUGUUGGAGAAGUGGAGCGGCCGCGGCGGAGGGACUGAGUGGCGGCGGCCCCCGCGUCCCGGUUUCUCUAUGGGGGAAGCAGACAAUGGAUUAUGAUUUCAAGGCGAAGCUGGCGGCGGAGCGGGAGCGGGUGGAGGAUCUGUUUGAGUACGAAGGGUGCAAAGUGGGACGCGGCACCUACGGGCAUGUCUACAAGGCGAGGCGGAAAGAUGGAAAAGAUGAAAAGGAAUAUGCACUGAAGCAGAUCGAAGGCACAGGGAUAUCCAUGUCAGCUUGUAGAGAGAUUGCACUUUUGAGAGAAUUGAAGCACCCCAACGUGAUCGCAUUGCAGAAGGUGUUCCUUUCUCACAGCGACAGGAAGGUGUGGCUGCUGUUUGACUACGCAGAACAUGACCUUUGGCAUAUUAUUAAGUUUCACCGUGCAUCAAAAGCAAAUAAAAAGCCUAUGCAGUUACCAAGAUCUAUGGUUAAGUCGCUGCUUUACCAGAUUCUCGAUGGUAUCCAUUACCUCCAUGCAAACUGGGUGCUUCACAGAGACCUGAAACCAGCAAAUAUCCUAGUAAUGGGAGAAGGUCCUGAGAGGGGGAGAGUCAAAAUAGCUGACAUGGGUUUUGCCAGAUUAUUCAAUUCUCCUCUAAAGCCACUCGCAGAUUUGGAUCCAGUGGUUGUGACGUUUUGGUAUCGGGCUCCAGAACUUCUACUUGGUGCCAGGCAUUACACAAAGGCCAUCGACAUAUGGGCAAUAGGCUGCAUAUUCGCUGAAUUGUUGACUUCAGAGCCUAUUUUCCACUGUCGUCAGGAGGAUAUAAAAACAAGCAAUCCUUUCCAUCAUGACCAGCUAGAUCGGAUAUUUAGUGUCAUGGGGUUUCCUGCAGAUAAAGACUGGGAAGAUAUUAGAAAAAUGCCAGAGUACCCAACACUUCAGAAGGACUUUAGAAGAACAACGUAUGCCAACAGUAGCCUCAUAAAGUAUAUGGAGAAACACAAGGUCAAGCCUGACAGCAAGGUGUUCCUCCUGCUUCAGAAACUCCUUACCAUGGAUCCAACGAAGAGAAUCACCUCAGAGCAGGCUCUGCAGGACCCUUACUUUCAGGAGGACCCCUUGCCCACAUUAGAUGUGUUUGCUGGCUGCCAGAUUCCGUACCCCAAAAGAGAAUUCCUUAAUGAAGAUGAACCGGAAGAGAAGGGUGACAAGAAUCAGGGACAGCAGCAGAAUCCGCAUCAGCAGCCCACAGCCCCCCCACAGCAGGCGACAGCCCCUCCCCAGGCUCCUCCACCACAGCAGAGCAGUGCCCAGACCAAUGGGACAGCAGGGGGAGCCGCGGCAGGCGGGGCUGGCGCUGGAGCAGGACUGCAGCACAGCCAGGACUCCGGCCUGACCCAGGUGCCUCCAAACAAGAAGCCCCGCAUUGGGCCUUCGGGUGCAAGCUCGGGCGGGCCGGUUAUGCCGUCAGAUUAUCAGCACUCCAGUUCUCGCCUGAAUUACCAAAGCAGCGUUCAGGGGUCUUCCCAGUCCCAGAGCACACUAGGCUACGCCUCAUCUCAACAGAGCACGCAGUACCACCCGUCUCACCAGGCCCACCGGUACUGAGCACUGCCUCUGCUUGCCCAGGACAGCGUAGCACAGCCUCCAGCAGGGCGGCAUCUGUAUCGCAGAGAGCCCCAGAGUGUAGACUGUGAUGCAGACCUCACUAGAGAGGAAGCCUUUGCCUACUGAGUGUUCUGAAGGACGAAUAUCUCUUCUUGGUUGACUUAGGAAGAAGAUCUUGUGAAGUGUCCCCAGCCCUCUUCCCGCAUGAAUUUCUCUGGGACUUCCCUGGUGAAGCCUCUGGUCUGCCCCAGCAUGUCUGCAGCCUUCAGCACUUCCUGAAGGAGUUCCUGGUGCACCUUUCUCACGCUGUAGCGAUCAUCAGAAUUUAUCUCUUCUUAGGACUGCAAUGUUUUAGGAACAGGGUUCCGCGCUGUAUAGUUUUAUACUUCAUGAACUGAUUGAACAACACGAGCCACGCACCUUUAAAGCACUACACAGUCUUCACAGACUAACUGCUUUGCUCUUGGAGUCUUAGAAAGAAACUGUUGCUGUCCCAAAGUACUUUACUAUUAGGUUUUUAUUUAUCUCUUUCAGGGAAGGUCUAGUAAAGGCAAGCGUGGGACAGAGGGUCCCCACAGCCAAACCAGUGUUGAUCUUUGCAGCUGCCGUGCUCGUGCUGUGAAGAGCUGAAGUAGUUGGUGGUUUUUAUAAUCAUUCAUGAGGAACUUAGUUCCCAGAAGCAUCAUAUUCUGAGUAAUAUUCAGUAACUAAAAAUUAUAAUUUUAACCUUCAUGUAGCUAAGUCUACUCUAGGGGGGGGUUCAAGAGCUUUGAUGGAACAUGGCCCUUUGGGGCCCUCCUGGGAAAUCUGAAAAGACUGUAAACCGCAGAGGGCUUCGCAGAGGAGUCGUGCUGAUCAAGGGCCCUUUCUUCCCCUCAAAGGAGGCAUCUCCAGAGGAGCCUUGGUCCCUCCAGUCUCUCCACGUCUGGGUCAGCACGAGUGACUGUCUUACAUAAUCAAGGGUACUCAGCUCGAAGCCUGUUCACUCAUCCGCAGUGUUCUCCUUUUGUAUUUACAUUAGGCAUAGAGUGACUAUUUUUAAAGCAUGUUAAAAUUUUAGGUUUUAUCCAUGUUCAAAGUAUGUAUUAUGUAUGCAUAAUUUUGCUGUUGUUACUGAGACUUAACGCUGUCAAGAAUCUUUUUUAUUGCACUGAAUGCUUUCUUUUGCCCCUAGGAGAAAAUUUAAUAAUUGUGCCUAAAAACUAUGGGCAGAUAGUGUAAAGUAGAUGAGGUGAAUAUUUGCAUUUCCAUGAUCUACGAAUUAGAGGGGAGUUCUUUUUUAGCUACUUCUAAGAACCCCUCGCCCUCCAGAGUCAAGAGGAAAUGUAAAGGCUUAGAGCCCCAUCGUAGUGCGGGGGGCAAGAGCAUCUCUGUUCUGAUGCUCCUAGCAGCGCCAGCCUUGUUCUCAGUGUUUCUUGAGCUAGAAAAAUAGCCAGUUGUUGUAUAUGCAAACUAUAUGCAUUUUUAAAAACUAUUCUUGUGAACUUAUCUACCUGGUUAUGAUACUCUGGGGUCCAUAUUCAAGUAAAAUAAGAUUUUAGAAGCCAGUAUACAUUUUGCACUAUUGAUGUGAUACUGUAGCCAGCCAGGACCAUACUGAUUUCAGCAUAAUAAUGCUUCUAAAUAGUAAUAAAGGUUGAAUAGUGAUAUGCGCACCAAGACUGACAAGGUCAUUGACAUACUUCACUGGGAGGAAUUUCUGACUGGCUCCAUGAUUCUUAUCCCUUAUAUUUUAGAAAAUAAGACUCAGCCUCCUGCAUAAUGUAGCUACCUAUGUAAAGUUCUGUCUGGUGCCCUAGAGCCUGUGUCCAGGGCCACUGCUCCCUUACAGGCUCAGUGCUCUGCCGGGUAGAAAAGCAGAGAGCAAGACACAUUCCUCAUUGCAGCCAAUCCAGUGACAAGCUCAUGUGUGAUGUCUGUGCCACGUGGCUGACUUAGAAAUGUCUUGUGAUAUGAAGGCCCUUUUGUUUACUCUGAACCCGCUCGGAUCCCUAGGCCUCUGAAUUUAUAGUAAACAGUGUUAUCAGGAAGCAGGUAUGUGACUGACCUCUUGAGGAGAAAGCCGGUGAUUAACUGUCACCAAAGGCAUCUAUGCAUCUUUGAAAUGUUCACAGCAGCCUUCAGCAGCAACUGGGGACACUUACGGACAGAGUCCAUUCUACCAAGUGGUUGUAGGAAAUCACAAUAAAAAUAGAAGUUCUUGCCCUCAAGUGAGCUCACGUUUAAUAAAAGACAUUAGCCCCAGUCUGUGUAUAGAACAAAAUGCUAAGAGUUCUUUGUAUGCAAGCUGAAUACACAAUUCUGGCAAUAUGGCCCUAGUAAAAGUGACACACACACCGGGUACCUUCCAGUCUAGUGUUUCCAGGACACAGCCAGAAAACUCCAUACUGUACUCAGCGGGGCUCCACAUCACCACGCUGCUUCUAGCCCUUUGCUUUUCUCUUCUUGCCUCAGGGGUAGUGACGCACACCUGUACCCAGCACUCUUAGAAGUGGGUUUUGUUUAUCAUUUCCUUUCUCUGGAAAGGAAGCAAAGCCUUGCAUAUACAUUAAGGCCAUAGUCCAUGGGGUGGGACCUCUUGUGGGACUUGUGAAUCUUCUUAAGGGUAGAAUUGACCUUGGUGAGCCUCAAGUGAUUGCAUUACUCUUUGAACAUUUAUUGGAUACUAUUUUGUCCCCUAGGGACCCGGAGGCAUCCUCCGACUUACGGGAACCUCGAAGUCUAGGGAGAUAUUGAAGGAUUGAGUUGAAAGGUUUCUGGUUUUUUUUUUUUUAAUUAAAAGUCACUUUUAGAGGUAGCUUUUUGGAGGGGUGUCUGGGGGAAAGGAUUCAGGAGUGUGGGACAGGCUAGCUUAAAUAAAGUAAGGUAGCUUGGGGCUGGGCUGGUAUUACGAGGUUGAAGCAAUCCUUUUGAUGAAGUAGCCAUGCAGCGAGAUGCAGAAAUCGAGGACGUGUCUAUUUUUAUAUCUGUGCUUUUGAGACUUUAGGACUUAGAAUUCUGACACUCUGCACUACUUCACUCCAGCAUAACUAAGACCUUUAAGACGGGAACGGACGGCACCCACAUGCAUUCAACUUCACUGCCUCGUGCCUGGUGCAACAACUUGCCAGUUCUCUGUGCCUCUGAAAUGAAGCUCUUUUCAUCGCUAGAGGGAAAAGGAAUUGGAGAGUAAGGUUUGCAGCCGGCUUUGCUUUUGUUAAUGGGUAGCCGCAGCUACACACCCGAGGAAAACUAGCAGGGAAGUUGCGACUUCAGCUCGGUGCUGCUCCCCAGGAGAUGGAGAAAGGCGGUGGAUAGCCAUUGGUUUUAAUGGAGGCUUGAAGGAGUCAAGUACAAGUAAUAAUUUUCUACAAAAUGUAGCAGUUUAGGUCCCCAUAAUCAUCAAGAAUAGUCAUGAAUAUCAUAACCCCAAAGGUCAGUGUUUGAGGACUUUGAAAAGUGUGUUGUACCCGAGGAGGUGCUUGUUCCUCUAAGCUGUUGCCGGUAGGGAGUGAUGUGGAUGUUUUAUACGGGAAAUACCUAAUGCACUGUUAUCACCUAUAGUGAGUAAAUUAAGACUAUUUAAUUUUUUAAAAGCUUUGUCUCGGUAGACACUAAAAGCAUUAUACAAAGCCAGGACUAAGGUGUCCUUUUUAAUAACAGCUGAAAGUACUUUUUAUAUAUGUUAUACAGUAUGUUCUUUAUAAACUAGUUUGUAUUUCUGAUAAUUCCUAUUUGUGAAAUGUACCUGUCUAUCUUUUUCGGUCAUUUUCUGCACGCACCCCCUCUGUAUGACCGUAGGUAUUGCCAUGGCUCUCCUUGCUCUGUUGUGAUGUGUAUACUCCAGGCCGGCUGCCCUCUGUAGCCCAUUCUGGGGAUGCAGGGUGUGCUGCCUCUUCAGAACUGAGGGCUUCUGCUCUGGAGUUAUCCAGCCAUCCUUCUCAAAGUGACAGUUUCAGCUACGAUAAGUUACAUGUAUUUUAUAUUCUUGGUUGAAAUAAAAUUUAAUUGACUUCG
Molecule: messenger RNA, 5817 nt
Organism: Arvicola amphibius (Eurasian water vole)
Lineage: Eukaryota; Metazoa; Chordata; Mammalia; Rodentia; Cricetidae
Gene: Cdk19
Product: cyclin dependent kinase 19
Exons: 13
Coding region: 316-1821 (501 amino acids)
Biological process (GO): protein phosphorylation
Cellular component (GO): mediator complex; nucleus; cytosol
Molecular function (GO): cyclin-dependent protein serine/threonine kinase activity; ATP binding; RNA polymerase II CTD heptapeptide repeat kinase activity
Source: RefSeq, a predicted model, not a curated record